AUGCCAAAAAGAAAAGUGCUGGAAAAGAGGAUGAGGAUGGUGAUGAAGACGAAAGUGAUUGAGCGUCUUUUAGUCUGGCUUUGUGAAAUGCCGGAUAUGAGAAUGGACGAUCAGAAGCCGCGCCCUCAUUCGAUGAGGGCAAGCGCCUUCCUGGCAAUCGUGCUUGCCACCGGCGCAAUCACCUCGUGCAUGAUUUCAUUCCCCCUUAUCUUCACUUAUAUUCAGUCGCUAGAGAGUCAAGUGCAGACCGAACUCGACCUUUGCAAGGCUAGUAUCACCAAAUUUCUUGAUUUUGGUUCUGCUCAUUUUGACGUUUCUCACAACAGUGCGUUGUAA
Messenger RNA from Gongylonema pulchrum, 336 nucleotides. The record is from the annotation of a GenBank genome assembly. NCBI's taxonomy places the organism in Eukaryota, Metazoa, Nematoda, Chromadorea, Rhabditida, Gongylonematidae.